AUGCGUACCUCAGCAAUCAGAUGCGAAACAUAUCGUUCACAACAACGAUUCACAAUUGGUUCCAGUUCCUUCCGAUCCGGAUACAACGAUUGGCAUAAGUCGAUCAGAUCACGGAGUGAUACCGUCUCACUGCGGCGAGGACUGUGCCUGGCUCGUUUAUCGAUCAAGGCUGACAUUCGCUCCCAGUGGAACCUGUCAGCUGGUCUGCGUGAUGUGAAUCAAUCGCUCAAUCUCUCGUGA
This is a messenger RNA of Anisakis simplex (herring worm), 240 nucleotides long. NCBI's taxonomy places the organism in Eukaryota, Metazoa, Nematoda, Chromadorea, Rhabditida, Anisakidae. The record is from the annotation of a GenBank genome assembly.